Aspergillus heteromorphus CBS 117.55 is the source of this 1071-nucleotide messenger RNA. RefSeq names its product developmental regulatory protein WetA (gene wetA). NCBI's taxonomy places the organism in Eukaryota, Fungi, Ascomycota, Eurotiomycetes, Eurotiales, Aspergillaceae. The record is from RefSeq and is a predicted model, not a curated record. Bases 7 to 978 code for a protein of 323 amino acids. The transcript has a single exon.
CCGGACAUGACUCCUCACUAUGACUCGGGCAUCUUCAACCAGUCCCCCGCCAUCUCCAUGCCUUCACCAUCAGCAAACGCCAUGGCCCGGCAGCAGCAGAGAUAUUUAAGUCAAUCGAACAACUCCACACUGACAACCUCGAGCCCCCCGUCGACUGACGACAUCUUCCCCUCCCCGCAUUCCUCCGACCCUCAGUCCAUGUCCUCGUGGCAUUCCGAUUCCCUCGGAUCGACGGGGCUUCCAUACACCCCUGACAUUCACGGCCACGACGCCCAGGCCUGGUGGUCUCCAAUGACAUCUCGCGUUGCCCAGCGGCAGCCUUCCUACCAGCAGAUGGUGACAUCACCAGCUGCGCAAAGACCCGUGCAGAACCCCGCAAGCCAAAACGACAUGCUGCAAGGGGGCCUGAUGAUCCAACUUGACCCCUCAUCCUUCGAUCUCUCCGGCACAAACCCAUCCUUCGCCUCGUGUGGCAUGCCUUCGGCCCCCAACGGCCACGAAACCCGCCCUUACAGCCACAACACCACGGCAUCCGUGGACUCAUCCUCCUUCAUGACCCCCCAAGUUCCUCCCAUGCAAUCCCGAUCACCAUCACUAUCACCGGGGACCAGCGGCUCCCCCAGAAGCGGAUCGACCAUGCACAACGGCAACGGCGUACGGUCUUCUCCCCCACGUCGAGGCUAUGGCCGGAAGCUAUCCUCCAACUCGAUGACCGCCCCCAAGCCAGUUAAGGGACUUAGCGGCUCCUCGGGGAGUCCAAAGGGGAACAACAAAUCCGUCACCGUAUCAUUUGUGAACUUCACCGCACACGACAGCCAGAAGAUCCUUGGCGGCGUUGCCCCCAGCGGUAGCUCCAAGACCAAGGCCCGGCGAGAGCAAGAGGCUCGCGACCGACGACGCAAGCUCAGCGAAGCGGCCCUACUGGCCGUGCGAAGGGCAGGAGGAGAUGUUGAGGCCCUUGAGGCCAUCCUGUGCUAGACACAUGCCUGUACCAUCUCAUCUAUAUAUACCUAAUUGUCUUUUCGUUGCUCUGUUUUUCUUCUUCAUCUUUUUUUUUUUUUUUGCUGCAAC